Molecule: messenger RNA, 3752 nt
Organism: Paramuricea clavata
Lineage: Eukaryota; Metazoa; Cnidaria; Anthozoa; Malacalcyonacea; Plexauridae
Source: the annotation of a GenBank genome assembly
AUGGCAGAUGUAGAGGACUUAGUUUCAUCCGAAAAGAAAACUAACACCAAAAGAAAAGCAAACGCGUGGUGUUCAGCAGUUAACUGCUCGAAUAGUGAUAGUUCAAACCCAGAAAUCAGCUUCUUCCGAUUUCCAUCUGAUCCAGAAAGGUACAUUUUACUUCGUCAUAUUUGUAAUUGUUCUAAAUCUAUUGCUGAGAAACCGAUAUUUACUCGCGUUGGGCGAAUAAUUGUUUAAAAAAUUAUCAAUUUGCAACCAUCUAGAUCAAAACAAUGGGUGGUAUCAUGUAGACGCCAGGACCUUCUGAACAAAACUACAAAAUAUCUCUACAACAAUUGUAGACUGUGUGCUAAUCAUUUUGAAGAUGUCAUGUUUCUCAAUUUCCAAAAAAAUCGCUUGAAACCAGACGCCAAACCUACUCUAUUCGAUAUCCCAAAUCCGCCUGCAAAGAUUGGUCCGAAACGACGAAAACUGCAGAGGACUGACGAUCCACGUACUCGCCAUGGUAAAUACAUUUUCUCAUUUAUUUACCUUUUUAAGUUAAUAAAAUUAAUGUUUUACAAACAUUAAAAAUAGAUUUUUAGUUAGUAAAUUCGCGUUCUUUCAGGAAAGAAAAUCAAAUUAGACGACAGUGGUUCAGCAACAUGUACAAGUGUGGAAGGUUGGUAAAAAAUUAUACUUAAAAAUUGUAACAUCUUAUUCGAUGUUCCAGUACUCUAUUGUAUAGCGUAGUACAGUAUAGUAUUCAGGGGCGAAACGUCGGUAUUACGGCUGGAGGACACACGUGAGCUUGUUUUGCCCGACGAAAAGGGCGUGGCCGAAGUCGUGCAAAAGGCUAAAGCAAGUGGUGUAGUAUCGCAUUUGCCGACAACAUGUCAGUCGUUAAUAUUUCUUUUCCCAAAAUUGUUAAAUUAAAAUUUUUCAGUAAUAUUUUCGUAAAUUUAUCAAAAAUCGGAGACACCCAAAAUUUACAAAAUUUGCCCGACGAAACUGUAACCCGACGAUAUCAGUCUAAUAGAGACUGGGGGGAGGGGGGUUGUCACAUUCCCGGAUAGUUUUGACACUGAUAGUAUUUAUAGUUUGAUACACAUACAAUCGUUUUUUUAUUCCAUACAUUCAUUUUAGGGCAAGAUAUCAACACUGAUAAAAGUUCACAUGUUGCAAAUGACACUAAUGAUGUACACAGUUCAUUUGAUCCAGAAGGUAAGUGCAGCAUUUUUUGUGAUGAGUGAAAGGACACAAGUACACUGCUUCCUGCAAAAUCAAGGAUUUAGUCUACACUGCAUAUUUCUGAACUAAUUGGGGGCCACCCUCUGCUAGUGCCUUGAUAUAUGGUAGGGCUGUGAUACAUAAUACAUUUAAUAAGGUUAUCCACUAUUUUUUAUUAUCAGAGUCUCAAGAAUAUCAAGUUGGAAGCAAGUUGACAGCUAGCAUCCAAACACCACAAUACCUUUCCAACAACACGCCUAGGAAAAAAAGAAAGCAAAAGGUUAUUAAUUCUCAAAACAAAAAAAUCAAGAGGUUGAAGAAAACUAUCAGCAAACUUUCAUAUGGGAAAAAGGCCAGAGAAAUGAAAGCCCUUGAAGAUGCUUUGCAAAAGUUACCUAAACACUUAGCUAACUUUAUAAGAAUGCAGAUGAAACUCCAUUCAAGGAAGAAACACGGGAGAAGAUAUUCCUCAGAAAUGAAGUCAAUAGCAAUCUCUUUGUACCAUGCCAGUGGAAAAGCGUACCGGUUGCUCUCAAAGUUAUUCAUCUUGCCAGACAAAUCUUCUAUUCAUCGAUAUAUAUCCAAGUUGCCAUCAAGCACUGGUAUAUCUCAAGCAGCGUUGAAAAUAAUAGAGAAGAAAGUUAAGCAAAUGAGUCCCAAAGAUAGACUGUGUACACUAUGUAUGGACGAAGUAUCACUGAAAACCCACCUGUUUUACAGCAUAAAGAGUGACAAGAUCAUUGGUUUGGAGGACUUCAGUCUUUACAGAACCAACAAAGUGGCGACCUCAGCACUUGUAUUACUACUUCGGAGUAUUUGUGGGAAGUGGAAGCAACCAAUUGGCUAUUACUUGGUCAAUGGUGGAUGUCCUAGUGAUGUCUUGGAAACCCUAAUAAAGGGAGCAAUCGACAAAGUAGAAAGCAUCGGUUUGAAUGUUGUGGUGGUUAUGUCAGACAUGGGAUCCAAUUUCCACAGUUUGGCUCUUCGCCUGAAUGUUACUCCUGAACAACCCUGGUUUAUGCACAACAAUAAGAAGUAUUUCCUGAUGUUUGACCCUCCACACUUGAUAAAGUGUGUGCGAAACAACCUAAUGAAAUACUGCUUUAGAUUUGGCCAAUAUGUUGCUACCUGGAAGGAUAUCGAAGACUUCUACAUGAAAGAUUCAGCACUUCCAAUCAGAUCUGCACCGAAGUUAACAGAAAAGCACAUACACCCAACUAAUUUUAACAAAAUGAGAGUUAAGCUUGCAACACAAAUACUAAGUCACACUGUAGCAGCUUCAAUUUGCAUGUAUGUUAGUCUAGGGGGACUCCCAUCAACUGCCAUGGGAACAGCCGAGUUUCUUUUGAAGUUUGAUUCAGUGUUUGAUUGUGUAAACUGCUCUACAUUACAUUCAACAAAAAAGCUCAAGUGCCCACUUAAUGAUAAAAGCCCAAACAAAGAGUUCAUGAAAGAAGCAAUCAAUUUUAUCAAGGGGUUAAAGGUUUUUGAUGGAAAUAAGGAGGUAACGGGUCGAAUUAAGUGCCUUAAAGGGUGGGCAGUUACACUCAGUGCUAUUCUAGCCAUUUGGGAUCACCUAAAAACAAACCAUGAUUUUAAGUAUAUUCUUACACGAAGGCUUAACACUGACCCACUAGAAAAUUUCUUCGGCACUAUAAGGCAACAGGGGGGGAACAAUGAUAGCCCAACACCAGUACAAUUUGUAAGUGCAUUUAGGAAACUAUUUUUUAGUUCAUUCCUCACAUCCUCGGCUGGAAAUUGUGCCGCAGAUUUUGAUGACCUCAUCGCUCAGUGUACAGAAACCACCAAGAAGUCAAAAUCAGUGCUGGCUACAACACCUCAACCUCAAACCUUGGCGAUUGGACCCACUGACUACAAAGAUCCAAGUGUUGUUUCCAACAUGGUCAAGGAGAAUACUAUCACAUAUGUUGCUGGCUAUCUGCUCCACAAGUGUUCACAAAAACACAGCUGCUCAACCUGCAAAGAAGCACAAGAGUCAAAUGAUCUGGAUGACAAUAAGACAUUACUUUGUUAUUUCAAGGCAUAUGACCAAGACAAAUCACAAUUUGGAGGUUUGCAUGUGCCUUCAGCUAGUUUCCUGGAGUACAUCAUUCAACUUGAAGCAAUCUUUUUCAAAAACUUCUCCAUCUAUACAAAGAGUUCUUCUGUUGGAGGUGAUAUCCUCAAGUUACUGAAGAGAGAACCUGUGCCAUUCCAGUACUGUGAAGAAUUCCCACUGGAAUAUCUCCAGAAGCUGUUCUUGAGAAUGAGAAUAUAUUACUCAUUGAAAUUUGCCAACCGUGAUCUUCGGACAACUAAGAACAAAAAGGACAGAAAAUAUUUGAAGGUGUCGCAUCUUUAAUCGACAUGACUUCAGUCAUUAUAAUCGUUAAUAUUUUUAUUAAGUUUGAUAUUUAUAUUGACAAUUUAGAAUUUUAGAAGGGCCUAAACAGUGGUAUAUUAUAGCUACUGUCAUAAUUUAUUCAGGUAGCCUCUCAGAAGAGAGGAAAAAAACCGAUCAACUUUGUUUGGAACAGAACUGA